Molecule: messenger RNA, 2799 nt
Organism: Dreissena polymorpha
Lineage: Eukaryota; Metazoa; Mollusca; Bivalvia; Myida; Dreissenidae
Product: E3 ubiquitin-protein ligase TRIM56-like
Exons: 2
Coding region: 234-2114 (626 amino acids)
Biological process (GO): positive regulation of DNA-templated transcription
Cellular component (GO): nucleoplasm; chromatin
Molecular function (GO): zinc ion binding; protein binding; ubiquitin-protein transferase activity
Source: RefSeq, a predicted model, not a curated record
AAAUCGCGUGGAUAGGUAUUAUUAUUAUUUAGUGGGCUAAGUAAGGAAUUAGCAGGAUCGAUUUCAGCUAAUUUACUUUAAAGAGUAACUGUUCAAUAGGCCCUCAUUGUUUAAUUGCUGAGUACUAUCGGUAGGUGUUCGGUGGACAUUUCUGACGAUGCAUUUUGUAGUAACGUUGAUAAAACAUCUUGAUUGAAUGAUAAGAAGAAAAACUACAGAAAUCUAAGCGGAUUAUGAUGGCCACCCCGGACGUUUUACAAACAACUUCAAGCAUGUCGGAAGAUUUCAGCGUAUGUUCACUCUGUCAGGAAACAUUUAAACGUCCAAAAAUGCUACGAUGUCUUCAUACAUUUUGCAACGAGUGUUUGAAUGAUUACAUUGGGCAAAAUCUGACGUCUUCGAAUUGUUUCCCCUGUCCAUCCUGUGACAUAGAUUCGGAAUUGCCCCAGCUUGCGGCUGAAGGGCGCUUUGCGGAUAACUUCAAGGACGACCAAUUUAUGGCGUCUUUCGUGGAGUUGAAGAAAGCCUUACAAGAUGGCAAGUGCUGUGACAUCUGCGUCCGAAGAAAUGAAGAUAUCGUAGCGAAAUCCUGGUGCUCUGAUUGCACGGACGCUCUGUGUGAGGCGUGUUCUCAGGUGCAUAUGCAUGUGAAGGUGACGUCAUCGCACUUAAUGACGUCAUUGGAAGAAAUGAAGAAACAGCCACUUGAUGUUAUUAUGAGAAAGAAGAGCAAAGUUAACUGCGAUAGGCACGGAGAAAAUAUAUCGUUAUUCUGUGUUGACUGUAAGGAUCCUCUGUGCGUACAAUGUUUGGCUGUGUCUCACAGACGCUGCGAAAAUGUCAUCACAGUAAAUGACGCUGUUGCUUCUAGGACUGACAUCGAUAAGAUUCUCGAAACACUUCGCUCGUUCCAAGUGUCAUUAGAUAACGUCGAUGGUCUAAGUGCUGUGGAAAAAGUACUAGAAGAUUCCAUUGAAAAUACUAAACAUGAAAUCACGUAUUUGAGCAACUCUUUGUGUGCUAAGAUACGAGACCAAGAGCAGUUUUUGUUAAAGAAACUGGAAAGCAAAUCAUCAGAGGCAAGACGUUUGUUAAAAGACAGAAUUGAACCAAGAAAACUUCAAACCAAAACGGCAAAAGCAGCGAGUCUAAGAAUGAAUAAUUUGUUGAAAUAUGGCAGCGAUGUCGAAGUUUUGAUGGCAUUUAACCAGAUAAAGAAACAAGUUGAUGAUUUUAAUUUGGACAUAGGAGAAACCAACCCGGAAAAACUAAGAGUAUGUGUUGAAUUUAUUCCGGAUGACACAAGUUUAACAUAUCUGGAUGAGAUGAAAAUGCUGGGUGAAUUGCGCAUUGAAACUGGUGCCGAUGAAGGGAUUUCCUCUUGGGGUGUAACGUGCACAUCGCUUGAAGAUAUUAUCGUAACCGACUGCCAUAAUAAGAGGAUACAAAAGUUUAACAAAGGCGGUGAACUUGUAGACCACAUUCAGUUAGAUGAUGAACCAAGAGAUAUUACAACAUGUGGACUUGGUGAUGAUGUCGCGGUUCCUUUGAUAGGACGCCUUAUCAUUUUCAUUGCUACUAGGAAAUCACUUGCCUUGAUUAAGCGAACCAAAACUGAGCGCCAAUACGACGGUAUUUCAUAUUCAACGAGGGAGAGCUACCUGGUGGUAAGCUGCAUGAGAGAAAAAUGUGUGGAUAUCAUUCAGCUGGAUGGAAGUAUCCUGAAAUCGUACAUGUAUGACAAAAUGAAUGAGUGUUUGUUCGAUCAACCGAGGUAUGUGUCGGCUGCAGUAGACGGCUCAAUCAUCGUGUCGGACACUGGAAGGCACUGCAUAACUUGCAUCAACCCCAGAGGCGAGGUGUUAUUCCGUUACGUGAGCAAGAAUGACUUACGAAAUCCACAGGGUGUAUGCGUUGAUAAAAUCGGAAACGUUUUCGUUGCUGACAAUUCGAACGACAGGAUCCAGUUGCUGACGAGUAACGGUACGUUUCAGCGGUAUGUUCUGGUUAAGGAUUCGGGACUCGAACGUCCCUGUGCUAUUAUAGUCAGUCAUACAAACAGAUUGAUUAUCGUGCAAAAUGAUGGAAUGGUUAAGGUAUAUACGUAUUGUUAAGAUUAAACUACAAAAGUCUUAAUGUAUUCAUUUGCAGCUGUGUACAUUUUCUUAAUUUCAUGAAAACGGUUUAACGUUUUUGAAACAUAAAUAUGAUAGAUAUAUUAUGAAAUUGUGUAUUUUUUGCCACGAAUGUGCUAGUAGUGAAUAUAUGUAUAGUAUAUUUAAUGUGUUAAGAUUUUUAUUGCUGAAUUUGUAACGUAUAUGUCUAUUAUGUAAUGAAUCCAUUUUUACCCAGCAGUGUAUAUGUGAAAUUUAACAAGAAAUUAUACAAGAGAUAACAUAUUUUUCCGAUUUUUUAGGGAUUGAAACGAAACAAUAAAGACAACGUCAUUAAAAUAUUUGCACAAAACAUCAUUGCAAUGAAGAUGUUUCACCAGUUGAGAAGAAUAUCUGUUUAUCGCAAUUAGUGUUCUGACACGUAUUGAUAUUGUAUUGUAGACACUCACGUUUGUUUACACUCAUAAGCUAAUACCAAUAUGCAGAAAAACAAAUGGAAUAAUUUCUAUUUUUUAAAGGAAAGUAUACAUUCUUAACUUCAUGUGAAGGUACAUUUAGGACUUUCCAAGAAAUAGUAUUAUUUAUUUUGUAUCUGGUUUACAAUAUACGUGUUUGUCAUCUUUAUUCGUGUGCGUGUGCAAAAAAGCAUUAAUAAUCAGAUGUACUUCGUAUAUGUGCCUUUAUC